AUGAUGUUUAACCUGUAUCCUGAAAUUAUCAAUUAACCAUUAAAUUAACUCUCUUGCAAUCAGCAUACUCCUUUUGAAUUGUAUUUCUAGUUUCUGAAGAGGGAUUAUUAAGUUUGUAGAUAAAUCCUUCAAAGAAAAAAAAUUGGAGUUUCAAUAGAUUAUUUUGAGAAUGAAAAUUUUCCAUACCUUCUUAGAUUAAGAGAGGAUUCUAUUAGUCGAACCUAAACUCUUUUAGAAACUGAAAUUAUUGAGAUUCUUCAAAAAUUGUAAUUAAAAUUCAAUAAAUUUUAAAAAGUUCUUAUUUAUGAUGUUGAUUUUAAAGUGAUGGACAAUUAUGUAAUUAAUUGUAAUGGGCCACUACAUUUUAUUUCAACAUUGGAUGGAAAAAUUAAAUAAAAAUCAUUCAACACAAUGAUGCAAUAUAGGUAUUGUCAUACAUAAAUAAAGACAUUUAAAAGCACUUGAAACUCAAAAUGUCAUAGAUUUUGAUUUUUUCGAUUGGAAACAAGAAGACUCUAUGGAAUUCAAAAUAUCAAAAAUAAAGACACUCUUGAAUUUGAUUUGA
Paramecium octaurelia is the source of this 565-nucleotide messenger RNA. Lineage: Eukaryota; Ciliophora; Oligohymenophorea; Peniculida; Parameciidae. The record is from the annotation of a GenBank genome assembly.